Eremothecium cymbalariae DBVPG#7215 is the source of this 1461-nucleotide messenger RNA. It is a transcript of the gene RRP3, whose product is annotated as RNA-dependent ATPase RRP3. Gene Ontology annotation, molecular function: nucleic acid binding; ATP binding; RNA helicase activity. The record is from RefSeq and is a predicted model, not a curated record. The transcript has a single exon. Bases 1 to 1461 code for a protein of 486 amino acids. Lineage: Eukaryota; Fungi; Ascomycota; Saccharomycetes; Saccharomycetales; Saccharomycetaceae.
AUGGCUCAGGUCACCAAGAUUUCAAAGAGUGGAAGAAAUAAAGAGUUAUCUUCUCUGGCUGAAAAGAUUAGGAAGAAUGCGAUAGAGAAGCAUCAGCAAGAUAAAGAGUCUUAUUUAGAUAAAGAUAAAGAGAACCAAGAGACGUCCGUAUCUGGUCCUGAUGAAGUAUUAGAUAAUGAAACUACUGAAAAUUUUGAGAGUUUUAGAGAUUUAGAUAUAGUCCCUGAGUUAAUUGAGGCAUGUGAGAACUUGAAGUUCACCAAACCCACCCCAAUCCAGAGCAAAGCUAUUCCUCCGGCACUUCAAGGUAACGAUAUUAUUGGUUUGGCCCAAACUGGUUCUGGUAAGACUGCGGCAUUUGCGAUACCUAUCUUGAAUCAGUUAUGGCAUGAUCAACAGCCGUAUUAUGCUUGUAUCCUAGCUCCCACAAGAGAGUUGGCACAGCAGAUCAAAGAAACCUUUGACUCUUUGGGGUCUCUUAUGGGUGUGCGCAGCACAUGUAUAAUGGGUGGUAUGAAUAUGAUGGACCAAGCUCGUGAUUUGAUGAGAAAACCUCAUAUUAUUAUUGCAACACCUGGUCGUUUAAUGGAUCAUCUAGAAAACACUAAGGGAUUUUCUCUUAGAAAAUUAAGGUUUUUAGUUAUUGACGAGGCUGAUAGACUGCUUGAUAUGGAAUUCGGUGCGGUUUUAGAUCGUAUAUUGAAGAAUAUACCAACCAAGGGUAGAACUACUUAUUUAUUCUCGGCUACAAUGACUUCUAAAAUCGACAAGUUGCAAAGGGCUUCCUUAACAAAUCCUGUGAAAUGUUCAGUUUCUAAUAAAUAUCAGACUGUUGAUACACUGAUCCAAACUUUAAUGGUUGUUCCAGGAGGUCUUAAAAAUACAUAUUUAAUUUAUUUGUUGAAUGAGUUUAUUGGAAAAAGUACCAUAGUAUUCACCAGAACAAAAGCGAAUGCUGAAAGAAUAUCAGGAUUGUGUAAUCUGCUUGAAUUCAGUGCAACAGCUCUGCAUGGCGACUUGAAUCAAAACCAAAGAACAGGUGCUUUGGACUUAUUUAAGGCUGGAAGAAGGUCAAUAUUGGUUGCCACAGAUGUCGCAGCAAGAGGUUUAGAUAUACCUUCCGUUGAUAUUGUCAUUAAUUAUGAUAUUCCAGUUGACUCCAAAUCUUACAUUCAUCGUGUUGGUAGAACUGCAAGAGCUGGUAGAUCCGGUAAGUCUAUUUCACUGGUUUCCCAAUAUGACUUGGAGCUUAUCUUAAGAAUUGAAGACGUAUUGGGGAAGAAACUUCCAAAGGAGGAUAUUAACAAGAACAUGAUUUUAUCUCUAAGAGAUUCUGUCGAUAAGGCAAAUGGUGAAGUUGUGAUGGAGUUGAACAGGAGGAAUAAAGAGAAGCAGGCGAGAGGUAAGGGUCGGAGAGGUAGAAUGGCUUCAAAAGAGAACAUGGAUAAGGAGGAACAAUGA